Molecule: messenger RNA, 312 nt
Organism: Striga asiatica
Lineage: Eukaryota; Viridiplantae; Streptophyta; Magnoliopsida; Lamiales; Orobanchaceae
Source: the annotation of a GenBank genome assembly
AUGGGUGUGAAGAUAGCAAAGCAUGCCAUUGAAGCAGACCCAGAAAAUAAUGGGUACCGUGUAUUAAUCUCUGAUUUCUACAGUUGUAUGGAGAUGUGGGAAGAAGUUGAACAAGUUCGGAAGGUAAUGAAGGAUCGAGCGCUGAGGAAAACGAUGGGUGGAGGGUAUUCACGUAAGAGGAGAUACGUUCGGUUGUGUAUGCAUUUGUCCGAUUUGCACUCUUCAUCCUCUUUGCUCACAUCUUCUAUAGCUUGGUUCAUUUGCAAGCUGUUAUAUCCAUCUUUCGACCCUCAGAAACCAAAACGAGACAAG